Molecule: messenger RNA, 666 nt
Organism: Lathyrus sativus (Indian pea)
Lineage: Eukaryota; Viridiplantae; Streptophyta; Magnoliopsida; Fabales; Fabaceae
Source: the annotation of a GenBank genome assembly
AUGAAUUCGAUUCAUUUGAUUAACACUCUCGCACUUGGUGCUCCGCAUCGGUUCGCUUUACCACAAAGCCAUUCUCCGCCUCUUUCUCCCGCCGUCUCGAAACGGCAGCGUUUUUCUCCCUCCGCUAGGUUCCGGCUCGUCUCGGCCCAAACCGUCAAUUCAGUACCGCGCGCGAAUGGAAGUUAUAGAGUUUCCGAUUUCAUGACUAAGAAGCAGAAUUUACAUGUUGUUAAAACCUCCACAUCCGUUGAUGAAGCUUUGGAGGCUCUCGUCAGGAACAGAAUCAGUGGUCUUCCUGUAGUCGAUGACGACUGGAAUCUGGUUGGAGUUGUUUCAGAUUAUGACUUAUUAGCAAUUGAUACAAUAUCAGGUGGUUCUCAAUGUGGUGCAGGCCUAUUUCCUGAUGUCGACAGUACUUGGAAAACAUUCAACGAGAUACAAAAGCUUCUUAGCAAGACUAAUGGCAAAGUUGUUGGUGAUUUAAUGACUCCAAGUCCACUUGUUAUUCAUGAAUCCACUAGUUUGGAGGAUGCUGCCAGGUUGUUGCUUGAAACUAAGUAUCGUCGACUACCUGUGGUAGGCAAAGAUGGAAAGCUGGUUGGGCUUAUUACAAGGGGAAAUAUUGUUAAGGCGGCUCUGCUGUCAAAGCGCUCUAGGCUCCCGUAG